AUGCGCAGCAAGGUACCCCUAGGCAAGUCCUCACCUCGUCCUCACGUCCAUGUGAAUAACUACGGGCGAAUCAACUCGCCCGGCGAUGACAUCCGCGUAGCCAUGGCGAAGAACGCGAGCAAGGCGGGAAGUCCUAUCGCCGCCUCCGGUGCGAGCUGUAACGGGGACGACCAAGACGAAGCACAAGGCGACGACGCGGAGGAGGAUUGGCCGGAGAACGGCCACGAUGACAGCGCUUCGGGCGACGAAUUAGGUCCUGCCGACAUUGAGGAGGACGAAUGGUGGAAUCAGCCGGUCGGGAGUGACGACGAGGUUGAAGAGUGGCGGGCUGGUGAUUCCGACGGAGACGGAGGUGAAGAUGCUGGCGGGGAACACGCGGAGGCACAGGAAGCGGCGGUGGCAGCCGACGAGGCCGAGGCGGAACGGAGAACCACCUGGGGACCACAGGCGACAACACGCGCCUGCUCGGGAAGGCUCCAGGAGGAGGAGGAGGAGGAGGAGGAGGAGGAGGAGGAGGAGGAGGAGGAGGAGGAGGAGGAGGAGGAGGAGGAGGAGGAGGAGGAGGAGGAGGAGGAGGAGGAGGAGGAGGAGGAGGAGGAGGAGGAGGAGGAGGAGGAGGAGGAGGAGGAGGAGGAGGAGGAGGAGGAGGAGGAGGAGGAGGAGGAGGAGGAGGAGGAGGAGGAGGAGGAGGAGGAGGAGGAGGAGGAGGAGGAGGAGGAGGAGGAGGCGAUGCAGGCGGAGGGCGUGCGGGAGGUGGCUGUGGCAACUGGCCUGGAGGUGCUGUACCAGGAGACCCCCAACUACCGCGGAGCGGCGGCCGAGGCUGACCGCAUGAUCGAGCCUAGGGAGACGGCUAGGCAUGCCUGGCGAGUGCCAGACCUGAGUGUGGAGCCUGUAGCUAGUGCUCCCGAGGAGGCGGUGACCGAGGGGGGUUAG
Molecule: messenger RNA, 936 nt
Organism: Closterium sp. Yama58-4
Lineage: Eukaryota; Viridiplantae; Streptophyta; Zygnematophyceae; Desmidiales; Closteriaceae
Source: the annotation of a GenBank genome assembly